UCGACGUUCUUGUUGAUUUUAUUUUCUCUUGAGCGGUCUUCUUAUCUUCAGUGAGAUGCAAAAUUUCGGUAUAUAAGCGACCGCCGGAUUCACAUCCUCAUCAUACAACUGUUUUCGCAGUCUCCAGAAAAGAUGAAGCUGACCAUUGUAUUCCUUGCUAUCCUCGGCGUCUCGACCGCCGCAGUCUUGCCUGCUGCUAAGACUUUCGACCGCUCCACCAGGAGCCUCAGCGAUGACUGGGCUGAGUUGAAGGAGUUGGUGCCCUGGGAUGAGAUCGUUGAAAUUGUAACCCAGUACGUCGCUGAAGACGCAGAGGUCCAGUCCGUCAUCGCGUACCUUCAUUCCGACGACUUCAAGGCGCUUGCUGAAGCAGUCAUUAGUAAUUCCGAAUACAUCGCGUUCCUGGACUACCUUGAUGCUGCUGGACUCGACAUUUACACCUACGUUAACAUCUGGCGUAAUUGGCUAGGAAUCAACACGUCCAGGGUAUUGAGAACCCGUUUCGCAUCCAGCCGCAUCACUGGAGGAGUAGCUGGACUCAUCAACGAUAUCAUAGCUAUCCUUCCCAUCGACGAAAUCAAAGCUCUGUAUUACAACAAACUUGAAACUUCUGAAGAUUUUGCGAAACUGAUUGCUCAUCUCGGCUCUGACGAGGCCCAGGAACUUUACGCUGCACUUAAGGCUAACGAAGAGUACCAACACAUCCGCGAGGCUCUGGUAGCAUAUGGACUCGACAUCGACAGUUUUGUCGACCUCCUGAAGUCUAUUGUUGGUCUCGCCGACAAGAUGAAGCUUUCAAUUCUGUUCCUCGCUUUUGUCGGUGUGGCUACCGCCGCAUCUCUGCCAGCACCCAAGGUACUGAACCGUUCCACUCGGGACCUCAGCGAUGACUUCCAGGACUUUCUUGCCCUGAUCCCCGUCGAUGACGUAGUUGCAAUCGUAAUCGAGUACUUGGCCGAGGACGAGGAAGUUCAGAAUGCAGUGGAAUACAUACAAAGCGAUGAUUUCGCGAACUUGAUCCUUGCCGUCGAUGCCAUCCCCGAAUACAUCGCUUUCCUGGACUACCUUAAUAGUGCCGGACUCGACGUUUACACCUACGUCAAUCUCCUCCACAGUUGGUUGGGACUCGACGAGCUCGAGGUACCGAGCACCCGUCUGGUAUCCAGCCGCAUCACUGGAGGAAUAGCUGGACUCUUCGCCGAUAUCAUAGCUGUUCUUCCCGUCGACGAAAUCAAAGCUCUGUAUUACGAAAAACUUGAGUCUUCUACAGAUUUUGCCUCACUGGUUACUCUUCUCGGCUCUGAGGAGGCCCAGACAGUUUACGCUGCACUUAAGGCUAACGAAGAGUACCAACACAUCCGCGAGACUCUGGAAGAGUAUGGACUUGACAUCGACGCCAUUGUCGAAUUCUUGAAGACAAUUGUUGGUCUCGCCUAAGUGCUCGUUACAACAUGCUUUCUAUUGCAAAACUCGAAGAAAUGGUUGUCAAUGUCGAUGAAAUCUCCACCUUCUUCAGAUCUUCAGUUGAUGCUGCAUAAAUCUUUGACUUGAAGGUCUUCCGUAAUGCUUCGGUUAUUAUUAUACCAACGAUUAUUCCGAAGCGAUGUUUCAUCACACUGUAAACCAGUUCCUUAAAACGCUCUUGUAACCUACAGUUUCGAAUCUAUAAUAAAGCGUCUUGAUUAACAUA
Messenger RNA from Neodiprion virginianus, 1690 nucleotides. RefSeq lists its product as uncharacterized. Lineage: Eukaryota; Metazoa; Arthropoda; Insecta; Hymenoptera; Diprionidae. The coding region runs from base 133 to 1437 and encodes 434 amino acids. The transcript has 4 exons. The record is from RefSeq and is a predicted model, not a curated record.